AUGGAUGGAGAAAGGAUAUACGAGGGCGUAUUUGCCGUCCAUAAACCCCAAGGCGUCACCUCAGCCGAUGUCCUCCGACACCUUCAGAAGCAUUUCAACCCAUCGAAACUGUUCAGACCGUGGAUAGAGGAUGAGCGCCACCGACGAGCGCAGGACAGCAACUGGAAGCGCCAUCGCAAGCGACACAAGCCGAUCGAGGUGAAAAUCGGCCACGGAGGGACAUUGGACCCCAUGGCGACGGGGGUGCUAAUCGCCGGCGUGGGGAAAGGCACCAAGGACCUGCAAAACUUCCUCAACUGCACCAAGACGUACGAGACGGUGGUCCUGUUCGGGGCGGAGACGGAUACGUACGACCGGCUGGGCCGGAUCGUGCGGCGUGCGCCGUACGAACACGUCACGCGCGACGUUGUGGAGAAGGCAUUGGAGCAGUUUCGCGGCAAGAUCAUGCAGCGGCCGCCCAUCUUCUCUGCGCUGAGGGUCCAGGGAAAGAAACUGUAUGAAUACGCCCGUGAAGGCAAAGAGCCGCCCGUCGAGAUCAAGUCGCGGCCGGUGGAGGUCCACGAUUUACGGAUUCUAGAAUGGUAUGAACCCGGGACACACGAGUGGAAGUGGCCCGAGCAAGAAGUGGCCGCGGACGAGAAGGAAGUCGCGGAGAAGAUGCUGGAGAAGGACGCUUCAGUACCGCUCGCAUCGGCGGAAGAAGCUCAAUUGGCAGAAGAGUCCUCGUUGAAACGCAAAUCACCGCCUCCUCCAGCCGAAGAAGAAGGCGAAGGAAAGGACGCCCCGCCAUCAACUAAACGUCUUAAGGCCACUGACGAAGGGGAACCCACCCCAGCUGGGACUCACGAACCUACAACCACAACAGAAGAAGGUACAGAAGAAUCGCCAGAUAAGAAACAACCAGCUGGAAACCCUCCAGCCGUCAAACUCACCCUGACCGUCUCCUCUGGCUUCUACGUCCGCUCGCUUGCGCACGAUCUGGGCAAAGCAGUGGGAAGCUGCGGCCUGAUGAGCGCAUUGGUCCGAUCCCGACAGGGGGAAUUCGAGCUCUCGCCGGACAAGGUCCUGGAAUACGAAGACCUCGAGCGCGGAGAGGAAUUCUGGGGGCCCAAGAAUGUAGAAUUAAUUUUUUUUAAAUCUUUCCCCGAAAACAAAAAAAAAAAUUCAACGCUUUCUAUUUAG
Molecule: messenger RNA, 1182 nt
Organism: Rasamsonia emersonii CBS 393.64
Lineage: Eukaryota; Fungi; Ascomycota; Eurotiomycetes; Eurotiales; Trichocomaceae
Product: Pseudouridylate synthase
Exons: 3
Coding region: 1-1182 (393 amino acids)
Biological process (GO): mRNA pseudouridine synthesis; tRNA modification
Cellular component (GO): mitochondrion
Molecular function (GO): pseudouridine synthase activity; RNA binding
Source: RefSeq, a predicted model, not a curated record